AUGCAGCACCGAAUUCCCGCAGCAUUCUUCCGUGGCGGAACGAGUAAAGGUCUCUUUCUCCGGUCACGCACUUUGGCUCCAUACCCUGUGUCGGUUCAAGAUGACAUUAUCCUGGCUGCAAUGGGAUCACCAGAUCCUGACGGACGACAAAUUGAUGGUCUUGGCGGAGGAAUCAGCAGCUUGUCUAAAGUUGCUGUUGUUGGCAGGGCCAAGGAGAGCAAAUGGGAUGUAGAGUAUCGGUUUGGACAGGUGGAAGUGAAGAAGAAGACCGUGGAUUGGUCAACAACUUGCGGCAACCUUGUCGCAGCGGUUGGACACUACGCGAUAGAUGAGCGGCUUAUUUCACCUUCCACACUUUCCCAUCUUGCCUCUCAGCACAACAAUGUCAUACCUGUUCGCAUAUUGGCCGCAAACACGGGCGCGACCAUGAUUGCGCGAGUACCCAUUGAGCGGUGUGAGCGGACUGGAGAAAUCUUUGCGGCCACUGAGGGGAAUACUAGAAUCUCGGGUGUUCCAGGGACUGCUGCUGGUGUGCAUAUCGAGUUUGUAGAGCCAUCUGGCGGUGAAGGAGUGCUGCCUACUGGAAAUGUCAGGGAUGUGGUGCGAUUGGAUGAUGGAUUAGAGGUGGAAGUGAGCAUAAUCGAUGCCGGCUUACCGGCUGUUUUUGUUCGGUCUUCGUCGCUCCCAGUUCCCCCUAGCACUUUUAUGGAUUCUCCUGCUACCAUCGAUGCCAACAAAUCUGUGAUGGAUAUGCUUUCUCGCAUUCGUACAGCAGCAGCGCAUCUCACUCCGGGGCUUCAGAAGCUCUAUUCACCGUCAGCCCCCAAAAUCGCGGUAGUUGGCCCAGCUACACCCUACACGACCACAUCGUCUUCCCACGUAGAAUCGCACGAAAUGGAUAUAUUCGCGCGCGCGGUCAGCGUUGGAAACAUUCAUCGAACCUUUCCCGCUACGGUACUCAUGGCUGCUGGUGCAGGGGCGAGUAUUAAGGGCACUGUUUUGGAGGGAUGUCUCCAAAAAGGGCUAAAACAGGACGUCCAUGGUAUCAAGUGGCUACGAGUGGGUCACCCCGCUGGCGUUGCUGAGGCAGGUGCAAGAAUUAGAAACACCAGUCGAUGCGUAUUGGAGUCUGUUGUCAUGACAAGGACAGCGAGGAGACUUAUGGAUGGACACGUUUUGGUGCCUCGGAAAACAAUACCGUAA
Messenger RNA from Spizellomyces punctatus DAOM BR117, 1203 nucleotides. RefSeq lists its product as uncharacterized. The transcript is spliced from 4 exons. The coding region runs from base 1 to 1203 and encodes 400 amino acids. NCBI's taxonomy places the organism in Eukaryota, Fungi, Chytridiomycota, Chytridiomycetes, Spizellomycetales, Spizellomycetaceae. The record is from RefSeq and is a predicted model, not a curated record.